AUGGAAGAAUGCAAAUCAGAUGAUGUCAGUGACCAGUUUACCCAGGGGGACCUCAAGCACAUAUUCCAGGUGCUUGAGGAGAAGAUCAUCACCUUUGUGAAGAAUGAGCUGAAGAGAUUCAAGAAGAUUGUGAGUCCAGAUUACCAAGAACACUUUGAGGAUAAAAAGCAGGAUGAGAGUGAUGCCAGAGAAGGGGCUCUCAAGAUGGCACUGCACUUCCUGAGGAACAUGAAACAGAAACAUAUCGCUGACAAGCUGAAAGAAAACGAAUAUGAUGUGGUUUGUCAAACGGAGCUGAAGAGAAAUCUCAAGAAAAAGUACCAGAGUGUGUUUGAAGGAAUACAAAAGCAAGGGAGCUCUGCUCUGCUAGAAAAGAUCUACACUGAGGUCUACAUCACAGAGGGAGGAAGUGGAAAAGUAAAUGAGGAGCAUGAAGUCAGGCAGAUUGAGUCCAUGUCCAAGAGACCAGCUGGACAGGAGACACCAAUCAAAUGCACAGACAUCUUAAAGCCCUUACCUGGCCGAGACAAACCAAUUAGAAGUGUCAUCACAAAGGGAGUAGCUGGCAUUGGCAAAACUGUCUCAGUGCAGAAGUACAUCCUGGACUGGGCUGAGGGGAAAGAAAACCAGGAUAUCCACUUCAUAUUUCCACUGCCUUUUAGAGAGCUCAACAACAUGAAAGACAAACAGCUCUCUUUGAUGGAUCUUCUUCACCACUUUUUCUCAGAAAUUAAGCAGUUAACUUUUCCCAGCCAGGGGAAAUACAAAGUGUUGUUCAUCUUUGAUGGUCUGGAUGAGUGCCGACUCCAACUAGACUUUCAGAAAAAUGAAAUUUUGACAGAAGUGACAAAAGUCACUUCAUUGGAUGUUCUGCUGACAAAUCUCAUCAAGGAUAAUCUGCUUCGCUCUGCUCUCCUUUGGAUCACCUCUCGACCAGCAGCAACCAAUCAAAUCCCUCCUGAGUGUGUCGACCGAGUCACAGAAGUACAAGGGUUCAGCGACGCUCAGAAGGAGGUGUACUUCAGGAAGAGGAUCAGUGAUCAGAAUCUUGCCAGCAAAGUUAUCACUCACAUAGAAUCAUCAAGAAGCCUCCACAUUAUGUGCCACAUACCAGUGUUUUGCUGGAUUGCUGCUACUGUUCUUGAAUUUCUUCUUAAGACUGAAGGAGAUAAGCAAGUUCCAAAGACUUUGACAGAGGUGUACACAUAUUUCCUUGUUUUUCAAACCAAGCAGAGGAGUCUGAAGUUUGAAGGAGUUUAUGAUACAGAUCCACAGUGGAACCAGGCUAGUCUCCUUGCUCUAGGAAAGUUGGCCUACGAGCAGCUGAACAAGGGCAACCUGAUCUUUUAUGAAGACGACCUGAGAGAGAGUGGUAUUAAUGUCAGAGAGGCAGCAGUACAUUGUGGCAUCUGCACCCAGAUCUUUCAGGAAGAGUCAGGCCUUCAUCAGGAAAAGUUGUACUGCUUUGUGCAUCUGAGCAUCCAGGAGUACCUUGCAGCUUUGUAUGUGAUCCUGAUGUUAGUAACUGAGGGGAAAGAUCUCAUGUCCCCACAGCAACCCCCCAGAACAAUGUUUCAACGUUUGAUAUGGCAAACAACUGGCAAAUCCUUGACCACCUUACAGAAGAGUGCUGUGGACAAAGCAUUGGAACAUGGAGAUGGGCGCUUUGAUCUGUUCCUCCGUUUCCUUCUUGGCCUCUCUCUGGAAUCCAACCAGAGACUCUUGAGAGGUCUGAUAAAGAAAGUACAACAUGAAAGUAAAGAGGAAAUAGCCAGUUACAUAAAGACAAAGAUCAGGGAGAUGCCAUCAUCAGAAAGAGUUCUCAACCUCUUCCACUGUCUGAAUGAAGUCAAUGAUCACUCCUUAGUGGAGGAGGUCCAGAGCUUCCUGAGUGCAGGGACACUUUCUGCAGCCAAACUCUCACCCACACAGUGGUCAGCUCUUGUGUUUGUGCUUCUGACAUCAGAAGAAAAGCUGGAUGUGUUUGAUUUGAAGAAGUACAGCAGGUCUGACGAAUGUCUCCUAAGGCUGCAGCCAGUAGUGGAGGAAUCCCAAAAGGCUCUGCUCAGCAGUUGUGGGCUCACUGAGAGGAGCUGUGCAGGUCUGGCAUCUGUCCUCACCAAAGCGUCUUCAAAGCUGAAACAUUUGGACCUCAGUGCCAACUGUAUUGGAGGUAUUGGGGUCCAAGAAUUGUGUAGUGGACUAGGUAACCCAAACUGUGCACUGGAGACACUCAGCCUGGAUAACUGCAGUAUUGGAGAGGAAGGCUUCAGAGCUCUUGCAUCAGCACUGAGAGCAAACCCCUCACACAUGAGAGAGCUGCAGCUGAGUGAGAAUGAAGCAGGAGACUCAGGAGUGAAGCAUCUUUCCUCUGUUCUGGAGGAUCCCAACUGUAAACUGGAGGCACUACAGCUCAACAGUUGUUGGCUCAGUGAGAGGAGCUGUGCAGCUCUUGCAUCAGCACUGAGAUCAAACCCCUCACACAUGAGAGAGCUGCAGCUGAGUAGGAAUAAAGCAGGAGACUCAGGAGUGAAGCAUCUUUCUUCUCUUCUGGAGGAUCCCAACUGUAAAUUGGAGAAACUAGAGCUCAACAGUUGUGGGCUCACUGAGAGGAGCUGUGCAGCUCUUGCAUCAGCACUGAGAUCAAACCCCUCACACAUGAGAGAGCUGCAGCUGGGUGGGAAUGAAGCAGGAGACUCAGGAGUGAAGCAUCUUUCUUCUCUUCUGGAGGAUCCCAACUGUAAACUGGAGAAACUACACCUGUAUGACUGCAGUAUUGGAGAGGAAGGCUGCAGAGCUCUUGCAUCAGCACUGAGAUCAAACCCCUCACACAUGAGAGAGCUGCAGCUGAGUGUGAAUAGAGCAGGAGACUCAGGAGUGAAGCAUCUUUCUUCUCUUCUGGAGGAUCCCAACUGUAAACUGGAGAAACUACACCUGUAUGACUGCAGUAUUGGAGAGGAAGGCUGCAGAGCUCUUGCAUCAGCACUGAGAUCAAACCCCUCACACAUGAGAGAGCUGCAGCUGAGUGGGAAUAAAGCAGGAGACUCAGGAGUGAAGCAUCUUUCUUCUCUUCUGGAGGAUCCCAACUGUCAACUGGAGAAACUACUCCUGGAUUACUGCAGUAUUGGAGAGGAAGGCUUCAGAGCUCUUGCAUCAGCAUUGAGAUCAAACCCCUCACACAUGAGAGAGCUGCAGCUGGGUGGGAAUAAAGCAGGAGACUCAGGAGUGAAGCAUCUUUCUUCUCUUCUGGAGGAUCCCAACUGUCAACUGGAGAAACUAGUCCUGGAUAACUGCUGUAUUGGAGAGGAAGGCUUCAGAGCUCUUGCAUCAGCACUGAGAUCAAACCCCUCACACAUGAGAGAGCUGCAGCUGAGUUAUAAUGAAGCAGGAGACUCAGGAGUGAAGCAUCUUUCUUCUCUUCUGGUGGAUCCCAACUGUAAACUGGAGCAACUAUUCCUGGGUAACUGCAGUAUUGGAGAGGAAGGCUUCAGAGCUCUUGCAUCAGCACUGAGAUCAAACCCCUCACACAUGAGAGAGCUGCAGCUGAGUGGGAAUGAAGCAGGAGACUCAGGAGUGAAGCAUCUUUCUUCUCUUCUGGAGGAUCCCAACUGUAAACUGGAGAAACUAGACCUGGAUGACUGCAGUAUUGGAGAGGAAGGCUUCAGAGCUCUUGCAUCAGCACUGAGAUCAAACCCCUCACACAUGAGAGAGCUGCAGCUGAGUAGGAAUAAAGCAGGAGACUCAGGAGUGAAGCAUCUUUCUUCUCUUCUGGAGGAUCCCAACUGUAAACUGGAGAAACUACACCUGCAGGACUGCAGUAUAAGAGAUGAAGGUUUCAGAGCUUUAGCAUCAGCACUGAGAUCAAACCCAUCAGCCCUCAGAGAGCUCUAUCUGCAUUUUAAUUAUCCUGGACCCUCAGCACAGCAGCUGCUCUCUGAACUGAAGAAACAUCCAAACUGUAAACAUCUACACAUACUAGGACCCUAAUGAGUCCAUCCUGUUGUGUUCCACCUGAGUCAUGCUUUUACACUGUGCAUAAAGAAGUGUUGCAGCACAUUCAUAUGUGAAGUUAUAUGUUUUAAAGUGACUUAUGUAAAUAUGAAAAUUGUGAGUAAUAUUGUAUAAAGAAUGUUUUCAAUAAAAACACAUGGUAACAUGUUA
This is a messenger RNA of Sardina pilchardus (European sardine), 4161 nucleotides long. RefSeq names its product NLR family CARD domain-containing protein 3-like. The transcript is spliced from 16 exons. Gene Ontology annotation, biological process: intracellular signal transduction. Lineage: Eukaryota; Metazoa; Chordata; Actinopteri; Clupeiformes; Clupeidae. The coding region runs from base 1 to 3987 and encodes 1328 amino acids. The record is from RefSeq and is a predicted model, not a curated record. Gene Ontology annotation, molecular function: protein binding.